Messenger RNA from Bactrocera neohumeralis, 1980 nucleotides. Its product is annotated as serine protease inhibitor 42Dd. The record is from RefSeq and is a predicted model, not a curated record. NCBI's taxonomy places the organism in Eukaryota, Metazoa, Arthropoda, Insecta, Diptera, Tephritidae. Gene Ontology annotation, molecular function: serine-type endopeptidase inhibitor activity. The coding region runs from base 499 to 1728 and encodes 409 amino acids. The transcript is spliced from 4 exons.
AGCGGAAAAAUAUCGGAGAAAAUGUUGUAGAAAAUGCGAACAAUUUUCAGAAAAUUUUAAUUUGUGAGUAAAUAACAAAACAAGAAAAGCAAAAACAGAGCUGCAAAAUUUAAUCGAGCAGCGUGAACUCGAUCUAUUUGGUAUGAUUGGACGGUCAGUCGUCAGCGAAGCGGUAACGGCAACGAAAGUGUUUUGUUUUCGCGUGUUUUCAUGUGAAGAACUACUUAAGUGUAUAUUAAACGAUUCUGAAAUUGUUUAUGAAACGUUCGAAAAUUAUACUAUUGAGACCAAGCAACAAGUGUAUUGAGUAAGAGCGACACCGUACACCGACCACUACCGCCGCCACCACUUGCCUGAACUGCAACAAUUGAGACUUUUCCGGCACAACGCCAACGCUACCGCGCCCACGCACGCCACAAACAAAACAUAGCAAAAGCAAAAGCGCACACGCUCUGAAAACAAAAGCAAAUAAUUAAGCAGAAAAGCGCGAGCAAUCAAAUGGCGAGCAAUAAUAGCACAGCGGCGAAUGGCAAUGGAGCCACAUGUGUCGCAACGGACCUCAGCAACGAGCUGCUGCGCGUCAUCGUGACCACGCACGACACAGACAACAUUAUCAUAUCGCCGCUACAGCUGGAAGCGCUGCUCACGUUGCUCUAUCUCGGCAGCGAUGGCGGCACCGCAGAGGAGCUGCAGCGCGUGCUAAAGCUGAAGCGUUUCGCCAGCAAUGCCAAAAUGGCCAACCACUUCGCGACGGAACUGCAAUUGAGCACCGACACCGCGGCCGACACACACAUGCAGCUGUGCAGUGAGUUGCUGCUGCCGGUGGAGGUGGAAGUCGGUGAUGAAUUUCGUAAAAUAGCGCAGAAAUAUUUUCACACAGCGGCGUUGCAGCGAGAUUGCAGCAGCAUUGCGAAAUUGCGCGCACAACUCGGUGAGGAUUUGACGAAGGCGGCCGCUGGCUAUGCCUGGUCUAUCGGCGAUGCCUUAUUGUCCACGAUCACAGCGCCUGAGGCGGCGUCAACGGCCAUCGUGUUGGCAGCUGUGCAUUUCCAAAGCAAAUGGUUUCUGCCGUUUAGCGCCUAUCGGACGGGGCUGUACGACUUUCAGCAGUGCGCCAUGGAAGCGCCAGCAGCGCAAGACGUGCCACAGCAGGCGCCACCUACAGUUGUGCCUGUGCCGAUGCUCUUCGACGAUGAUAUGUUUGUGAAGUUCGCGGAAUUGCGUGAGUUGGACGCGCGUAUCAUUGAGUUGCCUUAUGAGCAUGAUGAUGAGCUCGCUAUGCUGGUGGUGUUGCCGAAUCAGCGCGAUGGCCUGGCGGCGUUGGAAAAGCAGUUAGAAACGCUGGAUCUCAACGUGUUGGCGGAGCGCAUGCAGAUGGAGAGCGUGCAGGUGCUUUUGCCGAAAUUUAAAAUCGAUUUUGAAUGCAGCCUGCGGCGUACUUUGGAACAGCUGGGCAUCACAACGAUUUUCUCGAAAGCUGCCAACUUUAAGAAUAUGCUGCGUGAUAAUAGCACAGAUCCACUAAUAAUUUCGGAUAUUCUACACAAAGUCUGCAUAGAGGUCAAUGAGUCGGGCACGGAAGGUGCAAGUAGUGUUGCCUACAAACCAAUUGUGAUUAGCAAUUCGAUUGAUUCCCGCAAGAAAUUCUUUCGUGCCGAUCAUCCCUUCUACUUCGCCAUACGAAGUCGAGCAGCCACCUAUUUUGUGGGUCAUGUCACAAAAUUUUGAGCGGUGUUCUUCUUUGCUAGUCCAAAGCUUAUAAUAUUUCUAAUUUAAGUCUAUAGUAAUACUCACGUGAAGUCUUCUAUGUAAAUAUCUGUAUAUGUAUGUUUUCGCUUUAUAUAGCGGUUUUGUUGUUUUAGAAUGCUCAUAAAAUAAUACUGUUACGUAAGCAAUGCCAGAGAUUAAAGCUAAGUGCGCUGAAUGAUUGAAUAACCAGCAAUUCUCACUCCGUUUAUAAAUAAACUAUGUUAAAUAAAA